UACAGCCAGCCGCUAAUCAGUGCAAUCAACAGAGCACUUGAGCUAAUAAGCCGCUAAAGCGAGUGGUUCGGUUUUGGGUCGGAAUUCAGUUACCAACGGAACGUUGCACACACAGUAUGAGGCUCUCCCCGACUUGUCACUUCAGUCUGCUGGCACUAUGCCUCCUGGCAGUGCCACAGGUGCAGGAGGUGCAAUCCCAGGUGCUGUCCGCGACACCAGAUGCAAACGCCACACAGGUGGUGACAAAAGUUCUACGCCGGUACAAGCGUUAUCUGGCAUUUCCGGAGGGCUCUUCGGUUUCGGGAGCUAUAUGCUUGACGAUCGGCAUGAUUGGCAACCCCGAUGUGGACUAUCUCAGCUGGGCCGUCAACUGGGGCGUGGCCUACGAUCUGCCCAACCACCAGUGGGUCAUCCAGCACGCCCACGGACUGAACGCCACCCUGGCCAAGGACACCAUCAAGCGCCGCUCGCGUCGAGCUUUCUACGACGAGGUGCAGUCCUUAUUUGACAACAUGGGAUUCAAUGGACGCUCGUGCGUGGCUCGAGCUCUUUGCGAGAGUGCCAAAUUUAUGCUGCCGACCCAGCAACGCGGAAAUAUGUUGCAGGAGUUGGUCAGGACCGUCUUUAGCCUGCCGCCCACUCCGGUGGCUGCCCACGAGCCCCGGGCCCAUCACCAGUACGAUCGUAUCUACCGGAGAUCCAAGCGGAACUCUCGAGAGUGUCACGAAAUCUAUCCGGAUUGUCAGUUCUCGUUGCUGGCCUUGGCUUUGGGAAAAUACAUGGCAGCCACUACUACAAAGUUUAGUUCUUUUAACUAUAUGUGAGGACCCACAAAGCUGGAUUUAAAAAUAAAAUACGAAAUAUGGAUUAAAAAGGCUUCAUUAAUUUUCUUAAACUGCUUGAAGUCAAAAAGUCGAUAGUUUUUUGAUAAACUGGAAAAAUAAAAAUAAAAAGUUAAAAUAGAAAAACCUGAUAAUAGAAAUUCCCAUGCUCGACCCACAAUUUUUGAAAUAAAAGGCAGGAUACAUUUUUUUUAAAACAAAUUAUUUUCAUUCUUCUUUAUUUAAUAACGCGUAACAUUUAUUUAUAUAGUAAUUGUUUUCUUUUAAUGUGUCGUCGUUUUUUUUAAUUGUUUUCAAUUUUAGUGUUAUUUUUCGCAAUUGUUGCUAUUAUUUCAUUUUGUUUUGCGUUUAGCUUUAGUUCGUUAUUAAGUGUCUUACAUUUAAGUUGUUAAUGCAUUUCUUUUUUAUAUUGUUGUGUUAGUCAACAUAUUAAUUUUUCUUCUAUCGAUUCUGUUAAUUUUUUUUUUUUUAGCUUAUGAUCUUUUAAUUUUUGAUCAAUUUUCAAUGUUCAAUUGUUAGCUUGCUGGCUGCGCGUGAGUGUAAUUACUUUAGUUUCCGUUUGUUAUGUAAUAUGUCUGCAGUUUUGUUGUUCAAGAGAGUUUCGAAUAUAUAUUUAAUAUAUAUAGUAUUCAUAUAUAUAUUUACGCAUGUAUUUGUUAUGUGAAAUGUAAAUGCAACGCUUUUCCGGUUAAGUUUAAGUAUUGUGUCACAUUUAUUUGAAUUACUGAUGCACAAAUUUUUUAUAUACCUUGUCUUUAGGUUUACUUUUUGCUGAUCUUGCAUUGAUUUGCAGUGUCAAAGUUAGCUUAGCCUAUUCUUAGUUGCAAGUAUUUUACAUAAAUUGUUUAUGGAUUAUCGUAACUUAUCUUUCUUAAGUUAUGCGAUGCCAUUUAACUAAAUUUUCAAUUUAGUCAAAAUUGAUUUUUGUGUAGAAUUUUUAGUGAGCGCUUGGGACGCCUAACUAAAUCUUCAUUUCAUGCUUGUAUUUAUAUCUGGCUUUAGUUUACUGACUAUAUGUACGUAUAUUUAUUAUUCAUAUAUUUGGUUUUAGUUUUCUUUUUUUUUGUUGAGCAAAUUGUCGUUAGUUUAGCCCGUAGGCAUUUUACCUUUAACUUUAAUAUUUGUGGUGUUGUUUUCCCCAGUGAGUUGCAAGAUUUUAAGAUUUGCCAUUUUCUUUGAUUUGUUUUGAGUUAAAAAUCUUGACGCUAAAAUUGAUUUUUGGUUUUCAUAUCUUGAUCGAACGAAUUGAAAGAAAAUGUACACAAAACUUGCAACGGAAGCACUUAAUUCUAACGGCACCUAAUAGUUAAUACAAAAAAUAUACAUAUAGGUGUAUAUGCAUAAUGUAUAUCUCUAAGUAAUAUAUACUCUCAAACAUAUAGUUAUUUAAAGUUUAUGAAUUUACACAUUUGAUUUUGGCCUUAUUUCGCACACACACACAUGCAAUGCCUUUCACACGGAUUCAUACUUAACGCAUACAUACAAGCAUUAAACAUUUAAUUAUUUUCAGUGGAUCAGUGUGUGAGAGAGUCUGAGGGUGUGUGUGUUUUGUGCUGCCUGCCCAUCUGCGAAUUUGUUAUGCCAAGGACUUAAAAACAUUUUGAAAAGGAAUCGCUUAAAACUCAUGCAGUUGUUCUUUGAUUUCUUGUCCAUCAGAUAUUUGGAUUCAAAUAUAGAAUUUCAAACUUUUGGACACCUUAACGCGAUUGAAAGCCGCCGUUUAAGUAGAUCUCCUGAAUGUUGAAAUUAUUUACAAAGCAAGGUCCUAAGGUCAGCUGAUUGUUUUGCCCUUACUCUGUAGAAAUAUUUUACAAAAGUGGUCUGGCUUUGCAAUUUUAUAAAAGAAAGCAAAUCAUUUAGUUGCAUUGCUGAUUUAUAAAUCAUGGGGAAAAUGGUGAUUGCUCUGAAAUGUGUACUUCUAAAUUUGCUAGCUGUCAUUGAAACCGUUUUUAAUGAAUUAAUUUAUGUAUUUUUUGAUUUGCCUCGCUUCUAGCCAACUUCAUGGAAAUUUGUUAGCCAAAUCGAAUUAAACAUUCGGCAACUGUAUGUACAAGACGAGCUUUUAUGGGAAUUGACUUAUGUGGUGUGCUUAGAAAUUCUGAAAAAGUGUGUAGUUCAUCUAUUGUCAGGUACUUGAUUAGUUGCUGGGUAACGAAAUGGGUAGGAGUUCAAGCGAGCGAGAAUAGGCGUCAACCGAAAAAGGUGUCAUCUUUAAUUUUCCUAUCAACCACUAAGAGAUGCAAUGAUUAUUCGCUAAGAGAUGCAAUGAUUAUUCGCUAAUCGACUUUGCAGUACAGAGUUUAUUUGUGUGUGUAUUGGUGUAGAUUGGCGUUUGAUGGUGUAGGUUUCUGUUUGUGUGGGUGUUUGUUCUUUAACUAUUUCCAGCAUUUCUGCAUUAAUCAGCUCCACAGUUGCUUCCAAUUUGUUUUGCUUACUUGUUUUUUGUUUUUUAGCAAUACGCAGACUUUGAUUCUUGUUGUGUUUGCUACAAAAGACGACCUUUGAUUGGAAGACAUACGAUUUUAUGUUUUUUGAAUCUCAGGGUCAAGCCGCAUAUUUAUCAAAUACCUCAAUUUCCUGUUUACAUCGUAAUUAUUUUCUUUAGUUAUUCCACUUUGCUCGAUUUAAUAUAUUUUGUUUAAUAACUAUUUCGCGUUUAACUAAUUAUGAUAUUUGUUAGUGCUAAGUGUGAGUGGCCUUAAAUUUGUUUUCGAUUUGUUAAAAUGAAACACCUUUAAGCCUUGAAUAACUGCCCCUAUCGAAAUGGAAAGCAAUGCAAUAUCAUCAGGAGUGCCAGAGUAAUCUCUGGUGAUUGGAAGUCUCUUGAAAAAGUGUCUAAGGGUUUGCUUCAAAAGAUAUUAAGUCGAAAAAGGACUUUUAGACACCAUUUCAAGUGAUUUCAAAUUAACCCAAUUCUUUUUUUCAACUAUACAAUUUUUGAACUAUCUUAAAACAUCAUCUAAGGGCAUUUCACUCGCCAACCGUUGAGUGUUUUUCAUUACUAGUUUCCUCAAGGAGUUUCCUGUGCUUUAUCUAAGUUUUUUGUGUACACAAGUUCGUUGUCUGCUGUAACUGUAAUCGAGAAAUGAAUUGUACUGGAAAUAAAUUCUUUUCGCUUGCUGAAUGAUCGAUCGAUGAUGGAUCGGCGGUUGACUCAUAAUAUGUAUUUGUAUAUACAGGUAUGAACUGCCUCAACUGUGUGCUUCUUGUAGAUGCAUUGCUGUGUGUGUGUGUGUCUUGUUGUGGUUACUUUAGUUAUAUACAGAGUUAUUCGUAUCUGGCCUAAAUAGUUAGUACUUAGCUUCAAUGUUAACUUCGAGCCCCGAUUGCUUGAUCUACCCUUACGUGACUAGUUUGAGUUUCCAUUAUUUCUCCGCAUCGAAUCUAUAGUUCUUUUUCGUGGACACACUCUGAAAAUUUUUUGAUCUUAACUAGUUCGUAUAUCAUUAUACUCGUACUCGUAUCACAUAUAGAUGAUACAUAUAUGUGUAUAUUUUCUAUAUGUUCUAUUUGCAUUUCUUUUUGUCUUAUUUGUGGCAGUAUUUAAAUUACAUGGUUUCUUCUCGAUUACCUUUGUAUAUUAAGCACACUAAACAUUUAGCUAGAAACCUAAGAAAAACUUAAACAGAAUCGAUUCAAAAAGGCAAUUCAAAAUGUUUGACAUUACUAGCAUAAUAUACAGAUAACCGCUUUUUUCUGCCGCUUUUCGGUAGCUAAGGUAAUUUAAUUUAUUCGUUAAUUUUUAUGAAUCAAUGUGAAAAUGAACUGUACAACUAUAAGUCCGAGCGAUCGUGGGUGGGAUCGACUGACUGACUGAUUGAGUGAUUGAAUGAACGAUUGUUUGCAUGUUUGUUUGUUCGGGCGGUGCGUGUGUUUGUGUGUGUGCAGGACAAACGGCCGGCACACUCACACGCCCAAACACCCACACAGAGACAAACCUAGUUGUUUAUAACCUAAAAACACAACCAAUGAGAGCAUAUACACUUCUAUGUAUUUGACGUUAAUUCGAUUCCGUUUCUCGAGUGUCUUCAUUUUUCUUCCUUGUGUUUUGCAUUAUUCGGUAAAACGAUUUUUCAUUUAUUUCUCUAUUUAUUUAGUUUUUGCUUUAGCGUGUCGAUUUCCCAAGUGAAACAAUUUACAUAAAUGGUUUUUGUUGAAAUGAUUUUCAUCUAAAUUGUUCUUUCUCGCAAAUUCUUUUUUUCAUUUCUUUUUUGUGUUUUCCAUAGUGUCAUUAAGGUUAAAUAUUCAUUAAUGACUUAUAGGGUUUUACUCAUUUAGUUUAUUUUAUUCACAGAAAAGUUACGCCAUUUACUUGUCAUUAGUUCUUUGUUUUCAUUUCGCUUUGCUGCUUUUUAAUAUAUUUUAAUAGUUGAUUGUCUAAAACUAUAACAAAAGAUUUGUUAAGCUGGAAUUUGUACAAAAUAGUUUUGAAUAAUUAUGCAUUAAAAAAAAAAAAAUUUGUAUCAGCACAUUUAAAUAAUUUGAAAAUUCUUAUUAAAUAAAUAUAUUCAAAGCUUACGCAAAUUUUAAUACAAUAUAUUGUAAUAUUUACAGGUCACACCAAAAAUGGCUGAUAUUUUGUUGCCUAUGAGUUUUAAGUUUUGUUCAGACCUCAACAAAACCAAAAACUAAAAGCUAACGGAAGUAUUAUUAUACAAAAUAUAUUUAGUUUUUCUUUUCAUUUGGUAAUGCCGGGUUGCCUAUUCAUUUGAAUUUAUAUGUUGUGUACGAACUUUUUA
Drosophila gunungcola (fruit fly) is the source of this 5581-nucleotide messenger RNA. RefSeq lists its product as uncharacterized. The transcript is spliced from 3 exons. The record is from RefSeq and is a predicted model, not a curated record. Lineage: Eukaryota; Metazoa; Arthropoda; Insecta; Diptera; Drosophilidae. The coding region runs from base 117 to 824 and encodes 235 amino acids.